Molecule: messenger RNA, 3666 nt
Organism: Rhipicephalus sanguineus (brown dog tick)
Lineage: Eukaryota; Metazoa; Arthropoda; Arachnida; Ixodida; Ixodidae
Product: nidogen
Biological process (GO): cell-matrix adhesion
Molecular function (GO): calcium ion binding
Source: RefSeq, a predicted model, not a curated record
UAAUCGGCCGUCCCCGCGACUCCGAGGAGCCGCGAGAUAGCGGUCGUCCCGGGGAGGACUUCUCAGUCGUCGUCUUGCCACCAUGGCGUGCGGAGGGUGGCCGGCGUGUACCGUGCUCUUGUUCCUACUGUUCGUCAAUUCAGUCAACUCCCUCUCCGAGGCUGACCUUUACCCGUACGGUGUCAACCAGGACCAAAGUCUUCCGCGCGAGAAUGACAUCAGUUCGGCCGAGGUUCAAUUGAACACACCCAUCACCUUUUAUGGCACCGAAUACUCGACGCUAUACGUGAACGACAACGGGAUCGUGUCUUUCCUGACCGAGGUGCCGAGCUUCUUCAGCGCCCCGUUCCCGCUCACGUACCCGAUCAUGGCGCCGCUCUACUCGGACGUGGACACGAGAGGCGUGGGACGCGUGUUCUACCGAGAGACGCAGGAGCCCUCGCUGCUGGCCCGGUUCGAGCAGACGGUCGGGGCCAACUUCGCGGCCGGCUCCUCGUUCCGGGCUCGCAGCCUGUUCGUGGCCACCUGGGAAGGAGUGGGCUACUACGAGCGCAAGGCGGACCGUCGCAACACCUUCCAGCUGGUCGUGGGUUCGGACACCGGUCGGGCGUACGCGAUGCUGCUCUACCCUCGCGGCGGCGUCCAGUGGGUUCAGGCGGAGCCCAAGAGCCCCGCGCUGCCCGACGCCAAGGCGCAGGCGGGAUUCAUGGCCGGCGACGGACGCCGCUUCACGGCGCUCCGGGGAUCCGGCACCGACCACGUCGUCAACCUGGACAAGAUGAGCAACACGGCCGUGCCGGGUCAGUGGUUGUACCAGAUCUCGGGCAACGAGGUGGUCGGGCCCGACCUGGUCAACGUUGACCUUCUCAGCGGCGGGUCCACCUGCACCGCGGCCCGAGAGCCCUGCCCGCCGUCCACCGUGUGCCAGGACUACGACACCGGCUACUGCUGCCACUGCGACCGAGGGUUCUUCGGGAACGGCAAGAACUGCAUCGCCAACGGCUCGCCGCAACGCGUGACGGGCAAGCUGACGGGCUCUCUGAACGACGCGCCCAUCGCCGGCGAGGUGGACUUCCACUCGUACGUGGACACGACCAACGGGCGCACCUACACGGCGCUCAGCAGGGUGUCGCCGUCGUCGCUGGGCAGCGACCUGCGAUCGUUGCUGGCGCUGGGUGACGUCAUCGGCUGGCUCUUCGCCCUGCCUCAGGGAGACCACGCACGCAACGGAUUCGUCCUCACCGGCGGCGAGGGCAACUUGACCACGGAGGUGCGCUUCAAGCAGACUGGCCACCACGUGACCAUCCGCGGCCACUUACAGGGCUUCGACGUGUUCAACAUGAUGAAGAUACGCCUCGAGGUGCGCGGCAGCCUGCCUUCGGUGGCCCAAGGCAUGGGCGUCACCGUCGAGGACUUCACGCAGGACUACAACGUCGUCAGUCCAGGUCUCGUCCUGUCGCACCUGUCGCACUCGUUCCAGCUGGAAGGCAGCUCUCUGCCCAUCGAGUACACGGUGGACACGACCCUGUCGUUCAGCCAGUGUCCGCACAUGCCACCCGGCGUGGCUCAGCAGCGGGUGCACGUGUCGCGCAACUUCAUCGACUUCGACGACAAGGACGGCAUCGUUCGCUACGCGCAGUCCACCAAGGUCACCGCUGUCGACGGCAGCGACCCGUGCCAGGGCGUCGAGUGCGGCGAGCACAGCCGCUGCGUGCCGGACGGCGCCGAGACGCGGUGCCAGUGCGACGCCGGCUACGAGGCGCUCACGCUGCCGCAGAGGACGUCGGCCGCCUGCGUGGACGUGGACGAGUGCCAGAGCGGACGACACAACUGCCACGUGCACGCGGAGUGCGUAAACAUGGACGGCAGCUUCGCCUGUCGGUGCCGUCCUGGAUACGCGGGCGACGGCAUCAGCUGCCAGCGGUUAGAGGCGCCGACGUGCGCCUCGCUGCGCUGCGACCCGGCGGCCGAGUGCGUUCAGCCGAGCCCCCGCCACCCGCCCCAGUGCCGCUGCCCCGUGGGAUACACGGGAGACGGCAGUUCGUGCGUGCCGGCCGCCACCGACUGCAGACAGCGGCCACUCAUGUGCGACGAGAACGCGCAGUGUCAGUACGACGCCCCUACCAGGACGUAUGGAUGCAAGUGCCGCACGGGUUGGCGAGGCGACGGCAGCUUCUGCGCCCAGGAGUCGUGCCUCGAGGCCAACGACUGCCACUCGGACGCGCAGUGUGUGUACGACCGCCAGGUGGACUCGUACUACUGCGCCUGCAGUCCGGGCUUCUCGGGAGACGGCUACGUCUGCUACCCUCAGGGCGGACCUCAGAGGCCCGGAUGCAACGUCGUGGCCAACUGCCAUCCGCGCGCCCACUGCGUCUACAACGCCUCUGCUGGACAGCACCAGUGCCGGUGCAUGCCGGGAUACCGCGGCGAUGGCUACCAAUGCAUCCACAGCCGUGACUCCGGCUGCGACACGUCCUCGGACUGCGCCCCCGUGGGCGCCGCCUGCAUCGCGACGCCCGACGGUCGCCGGGAGUGCCGCUGCCUCGAGGGCUUCGAGGGCGACGGCCGACGCUGCCAGCCGCUGGACGAGUGCUCGACGGCCGACCAGUGCGACCCGAACGCCCAGUGCGCCUACGACGGCCAGCGCUAUCGCUGCGUCUGCGCGCACGGCUACCGGGGCGACGGCCGGACUUGCCACCCACCCGUAGACACCGGGGCGCCAGCUCCGUGCGACUGCGGGCCGUACGCGCGCUGCGUGUACGAUCCUGCGACCGGGUCGCAGCGCUGCGUCUGCGAGCCCGGAACGGACGGUGACGGCUACGUGUGCCGUCCGUCGGCGGUGAGGCCUUUGUCGUGUCUGGACGACCCGACGUUGUGCGCCCGGAACGCCGAAUGUGUGGCCGCCGAGUCUCGAGGACACGUUUGCCAGUGUCAGCCGGGUUUCACGGGCGACGGGCGCACGUGCGCCCCGGCGCCUCGGGCCACCGGGGAAGAGUACCUGCUGUUCGGACAGGGCAUGUCCAUCCUGCAGAUGCCCUUAGAGCCCAGCAAGAGCAACCCUGGGCGCCUUCUCCUCAUGGAACCCCAUCAGACGGUGGUCGGAAUCGCGGCCGACUGCGUCGAGCAGCGCAUCUACUGGACGGACGCAGCUUCCGGAGCCGUGAGGCGCGCCUUCUACAACGGGUCGUCGGCCGACGUGUUCCGGGCGGGCCUGAGGUCGCCCGAGGGCGUCGCCCUCGACUGGGCCUCGCGCAACCUCUUCUGGACGGACUCGGUCGACGACACGGUCGAGGUCGCCUCCCUGGAUGGCGCGUACCACCACGUGAUCGUCAACACGGGUCUAGUCAACCCUAGGGGCAUCGCUGUGCACCCAGCGUUAGGGCGUCUGUAUUGGAGCGACUGGGAUCGUCGCUCCCCGCGCAUCGAAUCGUGCCACAUGGACGGCUCCGGCCGGCUGGUGCUUGUGGAAGGUGACGGCCUCCAGACGCCCAACAUGCUGGCGCUCGACCUGGAGCACAACGACCUGUGCUGGACGGACGCCGGACGGCACACCGUCGAGUGCGUCAACCUGAACGGGCUCAACCGGCGCGUCGUGUACACACAAGCGCAGUACCCGUUCGGACUGGCCGUUGCCGCUGGAAAGGUCUACUGGACAGACUGGACCAU